Acanthosepion pharaonis is the source of this 1347-nucleotide messenger RNA. Lineage: Eukaryota; Metazoa; Mollusca; Cephalopoda; Sepiida; Sepiidae. The record is from the annotation of a GenBank genome assembly.
AUGUUAGGAUCCAUCCAAAUUCAUCUAUCUCCUAUCCAUCCAUCCAUCCAUCCACUACUCCAUCAUCCAUUUCUAACAUUGAUUUCAAAUUGUCCAUAUUUAUCCAUCCAUCCAUUCAUUAUCCAUCCAAUAUCAAUCGUUGCAUCCGAAGAUCCAUCCAUCCAUCCGUUCCAUCAUAUCCAUCCAUCCAUAAAUCCAUCAUUUUAUCAUUGGCACAUUCCAUCCAUCCAUCCAUCUAUCCAUCCAUCCAUCCAUCCAUCCAUCCAUCCAUCCAUCCAUCCAUCCAUCCAUCCAUUCAUCCAUCCAUCCAUCUAUCCAUCCAUCCAUCCAUCCAUCCAUCCAUCCAUCUAUUCAUCUAGGCAUAUUCAUUAUCCAUCCAUCCAUAUCCAUCUAUCUAUCAUCCAUCCAUCUAUCCAUCCAUCUAUCCAGGCAUAUUCAUCUAUCCAUUCAUAUUCAUCUAUCUAUUCAUCCAUCAUCCAUCCAUCAUCUAUCUAUCUAUCUAUCCAGGCAUAUUCAUUAUUAUCCAUCUAUAUCCAUCCAUCUAUCAUCUAUAUCUAUUCAUCUAUCUAUCUAUCUAUCUAUCUAUCUAUCUGUUUCUUCAUACCUACCUCUCUAUCAAUAUAUCUCAGUUUCUUUACAUCUAUCUCUCUAUCAAUCUAUCAUAGUUUCUACCUAUCUAUUUUAGAUUCCUCAUAUCUAUCUAUAUAUCUCAGUUUCUUCACAUCUUUCUUCAUAUCUAUCUACUUAUUUCACUUUAUUAUCUAUCACUCUAUCUUUCUCAGUUUCUUCAUAUCUAUCUAUCUAUCUAUCUAUCAUAAAAUAUGUGGGUGGCGUAAGGCAGCGGUCCCCAACCAUAGGGCCGCGGACCGGUACCGGACCGUAGACCAUUUGGUACCGGGUCGUCGACCAUUUAGUACCGGUUCGGACAGAAAGAAUAAGAACUUUCUUCUUUUACAAUUUAUUGACUAUCGGGGCGUAUCUAUCUAUCUAAUUGUCUUUUAUCUAUCUAAUUGUCUGUUAUCUAUCUUUCUAUCUAUCUAUCUAUCUAAUUGUCUUUUAUCUAUCUAUCUAUCUAUCUAUCUAUCUAUCUAUCUAAUUCUCUUCUAUCUAUCUAUCUAUCUAUCUAUCUAUCAAUCUAAUUGUCUUUUAUCUAUCUAUCUAUCUAUCUAUCUAUCUAUCAAUCUAUCUAAUUGUCUUUUAUCUAUCUAUCUAUCUAUCUAUCUAUCUAUCUAUCUGUCUUUUAUCUAUCUAUCUAUCUAUCUAUCUAUCUAUCUAUCUAUCUAUCUAUCUAAUUCAUUCAUUAUUAUCUAUCUAUCUAUCUAUCUAUCUAUCUAUCUAUCUAUCUAA